GAUGGUGGUCCAGCUAGUGCAAUUAGGAACCGAAAGUGGUAAAGUAACCUCAGACAGUUAGUUAUCCUUUCGAGCAGGCCACUAUAAACCUAAUGAAGCUUCUUAAUAUCUUGCUUGUGGCCCUUGUGGCAAUCUCUGCCGCCGGACCCACGUGGGCUGAAAAGCGUCAGUUACUCCCCAGCUGUGAGAGCCUAGCCGAGGGAUCCCUUGUCGCUGAUCCUGCAAGAUGUGCCGGCUACUAUGCCUGCUCCCGUGACAGACCUGUGCAUCACAGUUGUCGUCUGGGUCAGUUCUUUGACGACGACAGCAAGUCCUGCCGUGCUGCCAAUUUAGUCCAUUGUGUGAAUUUCAAGGGAUUAGCUUUGCGCGCGUCCUCUGACGCUGAUAUAAAAGGCCAUGAUUCUCAAGAACCAUGCGAAACUACAACUCCACCUUGCACUGUAACUCCACCGUGUACAAUAACUCCACCGUGCACAAGAACCCCGCCUAGUCCCUCUGAGACAACCACAUGCUCGACAACCACAUGUACGACAACAACAUGCACGACAACAACAACCUGCACUACUACAAAAGAGCCUUGCGGUCGUACCACAACACCACCCUGUGAAACUACCACAUGUUCCACGACAACAACAUGCACGACAACAACAUGUACGACAACCAACAUGCUCGACAACCACAUGCUCGACAACCACAUGUACGACAACAACAUGUACGACAACCACAUGUACGACAACCACAUGCUCGACAACAACACCCUGUGAAACUACCACAUGUUCCACGACAACAACAUGUACAACAACAACUGCAUCCCCAAAGAAAGAGAUUAGUCAGCUGAAGAUCGUUAUUAGUACC
This is a messenger RNA of Drosophila busckii, 855 nucleotides long. Its product is annotated as rho GTPase-activating protein gacK. Bases 93 to 764 code for a protein of 223 amino acids. The transcript has 3 exons. Gene Ontology annotation, cellular component: extracellular region. NCBI's taxonomy places the organism in Eukaryota, Metazoa, Arthropoda, Insecta, Diptera, Drosophilidae. The record is from RefSeq and is a predicted model, not a curated record. Gene Ontology annotation, molecular function: chitin binding.